This is a messenger RNA of Frankliniella occidentalis (western flower thrips), 4170 nucleotides long. It is a transcript of the gene IntS2, whose product is annotated as integrator complex subunit 2. Bases 124 to 3606 code for a protein of 1160 amino acids. Gene Ontology annotation, cellular component: integrator complex. The transcript has 18 exons. Lineage: Eukaryota; Metazoa; Arthropoda; Insecta; Thysanoptera; Thripidae. The record is from RefSeq and is a predicted model, not a curated record. Gene Ontology annotation, biological process: snRNA 3'-end processing.
GUCUUCGUUCAUUGUUGUUGUUGUUGAUGUUUAACCCUACCGCUUCUAGCGGUUGCCUUUCUGCUAUUCAUAUCGCUCCAUGUAAAUAUUUACUCUAGUUUGGGUUGGGACACAAUAUCUAAGAUGAACUGCACACCACCCGUUUCUCCUCGGGUAUUUCAAGCCUUACAAAGUCUAAAUGUAUCAGAACUUCAGAAAUUUUCUGAAGAUGAAAUCCGGCCGAUUUUACCAUGUUUGGUUCGAAUGAGCCUGAUUUCUCCCUUAGAUUUAAACAACAAGUGUUCUGAAAAUCGCAAAAGUAUACUUACUCUUCUUGCUGGAAUUGACGUUGUCAACUCUUUGGUUGCCCUUUUAUCUAUCGAAUUCCAUGCUCUGGAAGUAGAAGUAAAGAAAGAGCAACAGUUGAGACAUAAGAUAGGUUCUGGUCAUUCAGAUGGCCUCCUUGUUCAGAGUAUGCCUAAUGGAAUCGCAAUUGAAUUUGAACGAAGUCCAACUAUGGAGCGAAUGAAACUUGUACUAAGUGAAAUAUUCUUAAUUAAUGCUCAGAUCCAAGAGCAUGCUCGCGGAAUUCAAGCUGCCCAAUCUUCUGGGCAAAUAAGCGGGCCACCUGAUUUUUUUAUGAAACAAUCAGAACUAUUUGAUAACGCUGUCUACAUAGAUGAGAUAUGUGAUGUGAUUUGUAUUGCUUUAGAAGAAUUACCAAGUAUACUGAAUCACAUUGAAGUUGUAGAAAUAUUUUUGCAUGUUCAACAUGGACCUAGAAUUAUUUGUACCAUUGUUGCUAACCAGCCAGAUGUCUUCCGGGAAGUAUGUACAGCGCUCAUUACAAAUGGUGAGAAGCAAGAAGAAGAAAGCCUUAGCAAUCGUAUACGUAUGCAAACAUUAAGUAUGCUGUGUCAAAUGAAUCCUCUUCAGGCUCUCAGUAUCCGCUCCAAAUGUGUUGAACUAUGCCGAAUGCCAGCACUAGCUAUAAUGCUCACACUUGGAAGGAGUAUGGAACAUUUGGAAGAUGCAGACAAUAUGGAGAUUGAUGAUUCAGAGAUGCCUGAUGAUAGUGAUAUUGUGGCAUUUGUGUCAGGACUCCUUCUGGGAAAUGAUCAACAGAUUCGCAAUUGGUUUGCACUGUUUGUGCGGAAUGGGCAAAAAAGAAAAUGGGAGUCACAUGCAGCUCUGCAACUUCUGCGCAGAGCAUUAUUAAAGCGACUGGAAAAUAUUAAUCGCCUAGCUAUUGCUGGUGGCAAUGUUGCAGAUACACUAGUUGUGCAGGCAUCAUCUUUGCUUCGUCUUUACUGCGCAUUAAGAGGCAUUGCUGGAAUAAAGUUUCAUGAUGAAGAGGUGAAUGCUUUGAUCCAACUGUUGACAUGGCAUCCAUCACCCUCUACAGCCGGAGUCCGUUUUGUUUCAAUGGGAUUAUGUAUGCUUAUUGCUUGCCCAACUUUGAUUUCGUUGCCAGAGCAUGAGAGAAAGGCAAUGGAAUGGCUGCAGUGGCUUGUACAUGAAGAGGCUUACUUCAAAAAAGCCAGUGGUGUUACUGCUUCUUUUGGAGAGAUGCUUUUGCUCAUGGCUAUUCAUUUUCAUAGUAAUCAAUUAUCUGCUAUAAUUGACCUUGUCUGUUCUACAUUAGGCAUGAAAGUCUUAUCAAGAUCAAAUAAUAUGAGCAAAAUAAAGCAUUUAUUUACUCAAGAUGUUUUCACAGAACAGGUGGUAACUUCUCAUGCAGUCAAGGUGCCAGUGACUCCAAACCUUAAUGCUAACAUGCAGGGUUUUCUACCUGUCCACUGCAUUCAUCAACUUCUUAAGAGUAGAGCAUUCACAAAACACAAGGUGCCCAUAAAAGAAUGGAUUUACAGCCAACUCAUAUGCAGUGAACCUCCUCUGCAUCCAGUGCUCCCACCACUAGUAGAAGUAUAUGUUAACUCAAUGCUAGUUCCCAGUGCAAAGGCUCCAUUUGAAGCAGUGAAUCAACCCAUCACGGAAGACGAAAUUAGGAGUGUUUUUCAAAAGUCAUUUUUUGGAGAAAUGUUUGAAAUCAAUAACAAGCAUGCAGUUAAAUCUACAUUACCUAAUGGGAAAUCACCUUCACUCACUGCUCAGCUUCUUCUUUUAUAUUAUCUUGUCCUUUACGAAGAUGUUCGUCUUUCAAAUACACAUGCGCAUGCACAGGCCGGUGUAUCUCCUCGUAGCUACUCAACAGAAUUCUUAGCAAAAUUACCCAUUAAACAUCUUCUACAACAGGCACAACGAGAUCAACAUAGUUAUGCAGGUCUGUUCUCUCCACUUCUACGACUGCUUGCCACACAUUUCCCUCAUCUUUCAUUGGUGGAUGAUUGGUUAGAUGAAGAACCAGCUUUAGACUCAGUCCACAAUCAGAGAGGUUCAAUGGAACUUUCAUCAACAAUUGUUGACAUUGCCUUUAACAAUCUUAGUAAUGAUCCUGCACAUCUUGCCCGUGUGUUGAGAAGGCUGACAGUCCUGCCAGCUACUGAUGUUUGGCCUUUUGCUGAUACUUUGAUAAACCAUUUUGCAACUAUGCUAGGUGAUUCUGUACCUCGUUAUAUUCAAGAACUUUAUAGAAAAGUAUGGCUUCGCCUCAACUCAGUUCUACCUCGAUGUCUGUGGGUUAUGACAAUAAAAGGCCUAGUCAAAGCAAGUGAUCCAAUUCAACAAAAGGCUCUCUGCUUAACACAAGAAAAUCUAAUGCAAGAUCCCUUGCAAGUACUUCGUUGUGAUGUUAGAGUUUUUAGGUGUGCUGCAUUGCUAGCUAUUGUUCUAAGAGUGCUUCAAGCUUCUCUAGCUGCAUCCAGAUCUCAAUUAGCUCGACACAUUUUGGAUAAACCUCUUAUUCCAGGUAAAACUGGUCAGCUAUCCACAGAAAGUGAAAGGGAAGAGCUGAAGACAGCAUUAAUUGCUACUCAAGAAAGUAUUGCUGUACAGGUUCUAGUGGAAGCAUGCUUACCCACCUCCAAUGACAAGGAAGUGCCUGGUCAAUUGUGGUCACUAAGAGAAGUCAGCUCUGUUGUUUGUUCCCAUCUUCAUCAAGUAUUUAUCUCUGAUCCAUCAUUAGCAAAACUAGUUCAUUUUCAGGGAUAUUCAAGGCCCUUAUUAGAGGUGACUGUUCCGGGUAUUCCAUCUAUGCACAUUUGCCUCGAUUUCAUCCCAGAGCUACUAUCCCAACCAGAUCUCCAAAAGCAGCUUUUUGCUGUAGAUCUAGUUUCACAUCUGGCGGUGCAGUAUGCUUUGCCCAAGUCACUUUCAGUGGCCAGAUUGGCUGUCAACACUCUUUCUACUCUCCUUGCUGUAUUGCCAAACAAUUCUCGUGUGAAGUUGUAUGGGAGGGCUCUCCCUGCGCUGGUAAGGAUAUGCAGAGCCUUCCCUCCCCUUAUUGAAGAUGUGGUGUCUUUGUUAAUGCAGUUGGGUAGGGUAUGCAUGGCUGUGGCGUCUCUGGACACCGGUUCCACUGGGUCUGCAAUGCGCUACCAAUCUGUUGCUGACUGCGCCAAGUAUGAACAAUCCAUUAAAUUAAGCCAUCAACUUCUCUGUUUAAAUGUUCAACAGGCAUUUUCUGAAAUUCUUGAGAGAGCUGUCCUCAGCACCAAUGUUUACUAAUUAAGAUCAUCAUUUUAUGGAAGGUGCACGAAGGGAAAUUUUAAGUUUGUGUGACAACUGUGGCUUUACUUAACUUGGUUGAUGGUUUUGUUGGACACAACUUUACAUAGUCUUUGUAUCCUAAUCUAAAACUCUGUGAUUUAAGAGUAGACAUAAAGAAUCUUGCAGUUGGUGCAUCAUUGUAGAAACUGAUAAAUGCUGCCAGCUAUGUGUUUGUUACCUUAGAUAGAACUUGUCUAUGUACCUGGUUAAUGUAUUAGUAUUUUAAAAGUAUUGCUGCAAUACUUGACCAAUUGAUGAUAGUGUAAGGCAUGUACAUGAUUUUGUAGUUAUGCGCUAGAGUUAGGGUAACUUUUAGUUUGUUUUAAAAACUGGAAGACUGUACAGAAUCAAUGUAAAUUAUUAACACCAUUGUAUGUACAAUCUUAUUAUGUUAUUGAUAUGGUAAUUCUCAUUUAAUUCUCCUUCACCUGUAAAUAGAUCAUUGCCCAGGAAAUCAAGGCAUUUAAGUAAUUAUUUUCACUACUCAUAUUGUGUGUAAUAUAUUUUGAAUCAACUUGUCAA